Rubroshorea leprosula is the source of this 2122-nucleotide messenger RNA. NCBI's taxonomy places the organism in Eukaryota, Viridiplantae, Streptophyta, Magnoliopsida, Malvales, Dipterocarpaceae. The record is from the annotation of a GenBank genome assembly.
GCUACCGAAGUGCUGCCAAGAUCUCUACAGUGUUUGUGUGAGUGACUCGUGUGUUACAUUUUCGACUUCAAAACUCGUUCUGCACUAUCGAAAUCAGGUAACUUAUGAAAUUUUGUGAUUCAAGUUCUAGUGGUGAAUUUUAUUCUCUUCUCACCCUUUCUGAAUUAGAUUUAAGCCCUCUUAAAGAAGUUAGGGUUAAGAGUGAGAGUAAUAUUGGGCGUGAGUUAGAGUUUUUUGAAGAUCCUGACUACAUCCCUCCCCCUACUUUGUGCAGUGAAAGUUACGAGACUAAGGAGAUGUCUUCUAAGGAAACAUUGAGCAUUGGGGGGAGUGAUGAAGUAAGGAUGCUGGAGUAUAGUGAUGUAAGUGUUGAGGGUGGGUCGUCUGGGUCUGAGUGUACAGAGGGAGGGGUAGGUAGAAAUGAAGUUGUUGAGGUUGAGGCAGAAGAGGUGCCUACCAAUAUAUUGGAAGUGGGAGAUAGGAAUAAUAAGUUUUACGAUAGUGGGGCAGACAUUGUGUCUGAGGUAACGGAGUAUGAGUCUAAGCUCAGGAGUAGGGAUAGCCUGAGUUAUCUCGUAGAGACUUACGAGAUUUCUUCUAGAGUAUUAAUUAGGCCUGCUGGAGUGAAAGAAAGGGCAUGCUCUGCACCCCAAGAUCAUUGGAUGCUAGUGUAUGCCCAUUAUUUGGCAGCAGGGCCUAGGUUUCCGUUGCCUGAUUUGUUGGUGUGGCUGUUGUUGGAGUAUAGUGUAGAUUUGACCCAAUUAUCUCCCAAUGCAGUGAGAGUGAUAAUUGGGUUCAUAGUAUAUUGCCGGGCUAAGGGGGUUAAGGUGCCCACACUAACUGAAAUGGACAAAUUUUUUGGUGCUGCUAGUGGGGUGGCUAUUCCCAAAAAGCCAAGGAAGAAGUCCAAGACUUUGGAAAAGGCUACGAAGGAGGUGGAGCUGAGGUCCAAAUGGAAGAGGAAUGAAGUGGAUCAAGCUCAAAAGAAGAAGAGGAGAGUGGAGGAUGAGGUUAAGGGGGACGAGGUAGUGGAAUUCAUACCUCGGCCUACUCUUGUUGAGCUUGAUCCAGAUCUCAAAGAAACCGAGGUUCCUGCCCCUGGCAAGGGUAAAGCAGUUGUUCCCACUCCUUCUCUCCAGAGCAGCAUUUUUGGGAACAAGAACUUCUCCAUGGCAAAAAAUUUCAUCAACGCCUAUGUGCCUGAGGUGGAUCACCGUAAAGCAAGGGAUGAAGCCUUGGUACAUGGAGGGACCUCAGUUGUGAGGCAUGCUCUGGAGACUGCAACUUGGGUUAAUGCGCUAGCCCAAGAAUUCAUGAAGCUCGUGAAGGAGCGCAACAGCUUGCAAAAGGAAAGGGAUGAGCUGUUGAAGAAGAAUGGGGAAAUUAAGAGGGAACUGGAUAUAGUGGUACCAGCAGUGACGAGCUUACAAGAGGAGAGAGAUACACUGAAGAUGAUUCUCUCAUUCGAAGAGAAGAAAAGGAAAAUGUGCGAAGAAGAGAAUGAAGCACAAGAGGAGGAAAUAAGAAGAAUGAGAGAAUCCAAAGUGGAACUCAAAAAGAAUGUCCAGCUAUUGGUCCACAACGGGAUGGAGGAGCAUAUCAGUAACUUUAUCAACUCCAGCUCAAAGAAGGUAAAAGUUAAGUAUCCUGAAGUGGAUAUAACCAAGAUCACCUUUGACGAACAAGAGGAAGGGGUGGAGGAAAACAGCGAAAGCAUGUCAACGGAUUUUCGACCUCAGGUUAAGUUGAGGUGGGAUCAUGAUGAAGAAGGACGCGCUGUUUUUCCUCCGAACUUCGACUUCGAGUUCGUAGCAGUGGAGGAAGAGGAAGGAGAGGCAAAAGGGGCUGAAGUUGAGAAAAGUCAGCCAUCUCUUCCCGUGGAGGUGCAUCCAGUUCCCUCUAAUGAAGAGCAGUCACCUCUUCCAGCAAAGCAGGAGCCACCCCAGCCACCUCCAGCAAAGUAGUUAGGGAUUUUUAUUUUUUGAUUUAUGUAGUUAGGAUUUGAACAAUGAUUAGUGUACACAUUUUUUGAUUAAUUUAGGUUAAAUACCCUUUUUGGUCCCUCUACUAUAGGAAAAAGCCUUUUUUGGGUCCCUGUACCGAAAAAAAUCCCCUUUUUGGU